Messenger RNA from Clonostachys rhizophaga, 1062 nucleotides. NCBI's taxonomy places the organism in Eukaryota, Fungi, Ascomycota, Sordariomycetes, Hypocreales, Bionectriaceae. The record is from the annotation of a GenBank genome assembly.
AUGGAAUAUACAAGGCUUGGGAAAUCUGGACUCAAAAUUUCCAAUAUCGUUUUUGGAACUAUGUCGCUGGGUCGUCCAAGUGACCAAAUGCCUUGGACUAUUGAUGCAGAGCAAGCCUUGCCCAUCCUCAAACAUGCGUUCGAUCGAGGCAUCAACACAUGGGACACUGCUGAUAUCUAUUCCUACGGCGACUCGGAACGCAUAGUCGGGCAAGCGCUUAAGACGUACAAAAUCCCUCGCGAGCGAGUCGUCAUUUUAUCCAAAUGUUAUGGCGGUACUCCUUUUGAAGGGGAGUUUGAUGAUCUUUCGGAACAGGAACGACUCGUUCUGAUGACACAAAAUACCGGACGAAUGGUUAACCGCAUCGGACUGUCUCGGAAGCACAUCUUUGAUGCGGUAGAUGCGAGUGUAGAGCGUCUAGGGACCUACUUGGAUGUUCUCCAGAUUCAUCGCUUUGACCGUGAAGCCCCACGCGAGGAGAUAAUGAAGGCUCUAAAUGAUGUUAUUGAAAGCGGAAAAGUGCGCUACAUUGGCGCAAGCUCGAUGCACGCCUGGGAGUUCCAGGCCCUCAACAAUGUUGCCGAGAAGAACGGCUGGCACAAGUUCAUUAGCAUGCAGGAUUACCACAGUCUGUUGCACCGCGAAGAAGAGCGCGAGAUGCAUCCUUAUUGCCGCGAUGCCGGUAUUGGCAUAAUCCCCUGGUCUCCUCUGGCCCGUGGCCUCUUGGCAAGACCAUUCAGAUCUGAUGCAGCCAAGACAGAACGCGAGAAGACGGACUACUACGCCCAACUUCUUAUAGGUCCUACCACGGAAGAAGAUAUUUCGACCAUUCGCCGCGUGGAAGAGCUCGCACAGAAACAUGGCUGCACGAUGGCGCAGGUCAGCCUGGCAUGGUCGCUGAGGAAGGGAGUCAAUCCAAUUGUUGGAUUCACUAGCAUUGCGAGGGUUGAUGAGGCUGUGGAGGCCGUGAAGCUACUGAAGGAUGGUCUCCUAGAUGACGGGGACAUGUCGUACCUAGAGGAGCCGUAUAUUCCCAAAGCCGUGCUGGAUAGUGCAUGGUAG